Nematocida ausubeli is the source of this 156-nucleotide messenger RNA. RefSeq lists its product as uncharacterized. Lineage: Eukaryota; Fungi; Microsporidia. The transcript has a single exon. The record is from RefSeq and is a predicted model, not a curated record. Gene Ontology annotation, biological process: DNA-templated transcription. Gene Ontology annotation, molecular function: zinc ion binding; DNA-directed RNA polymerase activity; DNA binding. Gene Ontology annotation, cellular component: RNA polymerase I complex; RNA polymerase III complex; RNA polymerase II, core complex. Bases 1 to 156 code for a protein of 51 amino acids.
AUGAACGAAGAAGAGCGGAAAUGCAGCUACCAGUGCUCAGAAUGCAACAAAAUAGCAAUACUUGGACCGAAGGAUGCUGUGCGGUGUGUUGAGUGUGGGCACAGGAUUCUAUAUAAAAUCAGAUCAAAUCAAUGGACACAAUAUGAAGCACUAUAA